AUGGGAAAGAAAAAUAGAAAGGGAAAAGAAAAUAAUGCUGCUAAAACCUCUUUUCUAAAAGUAGAGAAUAUUAAAAACACUAAUUCGGGAUUGGAGCUUCCAUCGCAAGACUAUACAAACGUUGAAGAAAAAGAAAGUAGCCCGAAAACUGACUUUCCAUUAAUUACAAAGGAACAUGUAAACACGAAAACUGACAGCAAUAUUCUCGAUUAUCCCACCAUAGGCGAUUUAGUUUCCUCAGUAGAGAAAUUAUGUGUCUUGAAAGAAUUGAAGAUAGCAUUUCCAGAAGUAGAUGAUACAUUAAUUAAAGCCAUUUUAAUUGCCUCCCAAGGGGUUUUGGAGCCGGCAUUCAAUUCUUUACUCUACUACUCAAGUCCGGAGGAAAACACUGACUUUGCAUUACCAAUGAAGCCGAUAAGUGUGGAAGACUAUAGUAAAAUAAAUGUGUCUGAGAUUUUGCAACGUGAAAUAUUCGAUGAUAUUGAAGACGAAUUUUCUGGUCAAGGAAUAAAUGGCUCCAUGGUAAUUUCAAAAAUUGAAUCAGAACUAAGUUCUUUGGCCGAACACAUUGGCAACAUUAGCACCCCCGGAUCGAAUAGAGAAGUCGCCGAAUCGACUAGGAACGUGGCUGUUGCAGAGGGCCAUAAUACAAUUUUAUCAAACGAAGAUAGUAUACUCAAGGGAAAAGAGAAGGGAAAAGAGGAGGAAAAGGAGAAGGGAGAAGAAAAGGGAGUUAACAGCUUAAAAGGCGCCGCUGUGAAAGUUGUUGCGAAGUCAUUGAAGAAUAAUCGCAUUCCCGUCACUGUGAAGAGAAAUGAGCCUUCAAACAAUUUAUUUGACGUUUUAAACUGCGACGAAAGCGAGGAAGAAGAAGAGCAAGAUGUCGAAACCAAUACGUCGAAUCAAGAAAGGAAGAACCAGGGCGGUAAUACUGAAGUGCCGGAGGCUCAGCGUGACAGUGCAGAUAGGUUACCUGCCAAGGACGACGGUGGAUACAAAUCUGCCUUUGGCACUGAUAGUUGUGGUCUAUUUGCAGCUGACGCUAAAGAUGAAAAAAAGCAGGUUCAUCCAUCUAGACAAGAAUUAAGUUUUACGUAG
This is a messenger RNA of Saccharomyces cerevisiae S288C, 1098 nucleotides long. RefSeq names its product Don1p (gene DON1). Gene Ontology annotation, cellular component: prospore membrane. The record is from RefSeq and is marked reviewed. Bases 1 to 1098 code for a protein of 365 amino acids. The transcript has a single exon. Lineage: Eukaryota; Fungi; Ascomycota; Saccharomycetes; Saccharomycetales; Saccharomycetaceae. Gene Ontology annotation, molecular function: ubiquitin binding.